UUCAGUGAAUAGAUAGUUUUUUUUAUAAUGGUAUUACUUAGUAUAUAUUUGAUUUCUGUUCGUACAAAGGCAAUUCACUUUGAAAUAAGUGUAAAUUGAAAUCAUGGACGAAAGAUGCUCUGGCCUGGCACAUCUCGUUAAACUUUUGAUUUUUCUACUUGGAUCAAUUCAGCUGGAAUGCUCCAAUUUCAGCCUUUAUCUUGUACCGUAAGUCUUUUAUCUAUAGGUCUAUUUAAAGCAUAAUAUCAUGGCAAAUAUGGCAAUUGAAGAAGUGGUCGAUAGUUAUCGGGAGAUUGCUUCCAUCCCAAAUGUCAUCAGUGGAACCCUAUUGCCCACUGACAAUUCUAAUCGAUACAUACUUGAAAGUAUUUGGCAACAGAAAGAUCUUGAAAGAACUGAAAAUAUUAUAUUUCGAAAGUCGUCUCGAGUGGAUGUCAAAGGUUUAGAAGUAAAGGUUCAUGGCAAAUCUUCCACUUUCACUACACAUGUUACCAGCAAAGAAGUUCUUCUAAAGUAUACAUCUUGUGGAAAAAUGAAGGCCAUUAUUCGAGAGUUUACAGAUGUCGAUAAAAAUAGAGUGCACAUUAUUGAAAUAUGGGACAGCUUUAAAAAAAUUGUGAACGUUAAUUUGAAUGAGGCUGAAAAACAUGGUCCUGUCCAUUGCGAUGAACAAUUUGGAAGUUUAGAUUGGUCAAGUGACAAUAAAAAAAUUCUAUACAUUGCAGAAACUAAAAGACCAAAAUCUGAAUCAUAUUUUAAAUCCAGUAACAAGUAUAACCAAUUUGAUCAUGGAAAUAAACAUGUUUGGGAGGAAUGCUGGAGGGAGCAAUUAACUGAAGCCAUCCGACCAACUAUAUGUGUGUUUGAUGUUUCAACAAAGGAGAUUGUUGUUUGCUCCGAUAUUAUACCUCAAGAUAUUUCAGCUGGACAAGCUAUCUGGCAUCAUGAUUGCGAAUCAAUUAUUUUUGUUGGUUGGUUACAUGGUCCAUACAAGCUUGGUCUUCUGUGGACCACGACUCGUGAGAAUCACAUUUUUCUUUUGAAUACAAAACAGCAGGUUUGCAUCAAAUUAACUCCGAAUGAUAUUUCUGUUCGAAGGCCUCGUUUGCACCCCACAGAUAAUCUCAUCGUAUUUUUGAAAAAUCCAGUAGGAGGCCCGCACUUUCACUGCACUGAACUUGCUUCACUUUGUUUACCAAAGAUAGAUGAUGAAUUAUCUGUUAUUAAAGUACCUAGCCAUCAAGUCAUUGUUGGUACUGUAUUUAUUCCAAAUUCUGAAGAUGAUUUUCCUGGUUUAUAUCUCCUUAAUUUACUCAGUAAUUGCUGGAGUAUUGAUGGACAUCAUUUGUUUCUUUCCAGCUUUUGGAGAUCUCACUAUUGCAUUUUAGACGUUAAUAUUGUUAGUGGAUCUGUUAUGAGAUUGACAAAAUUUGGUUUUUCUACCAUACUGGAUGUGAGAGAUGACUUUAUUGUGAUUGGCUACUCAACGCCAUCAAAUCCUCCAGAGAUAAAAAUUGCUAAGUUUAUAUCUGGUACCGAAAUAAAUUGGACUACAGUAGACCAGCCAUCUAAGGGAAUUGAAAGUCUUACAUGGUCUGUACACUCAUUUAAACCAGAACUAAAAAAUUCAAAAUUUCCAAAUGUCCCGUGUGAGUAUAUUCUCUAUGAACCUGUAUAUGGGAUUUUUAUUCCCAAGCUCAAAAUAAAGUCAUUGAUAGUGAAUCCCCAUGGAGGACCUCACACUCUAGAUGUAGCUGCUUUUGUGCAUGAUAUUGCUGUAUUGUGUAAGCUUGGAUACACAGUAGUGCAAGUAAACUAUAGGGGAUCUAUUGGUUAUGGACAAUCGUCAAUUGAUUCAUUGCCAGGAAACAUUGGUAUGCAAGAUGUAAGCGACGUCCAUCAGGUUGCAAAAAUGUUGAAAAAUGAUCUUAAUAUUGACAGAGUGUUUAUUGAGGGAUUGUCUCAUGGAGGCUUCUUGACUCUGCAACUCAUCAGUCAAUAUCCCGAUUUUUAUUCUGCAGCGUGUGCAAAAAAUCCAGUUACCAAUCUGGCUGCUAUGAGCGAAUUAACAGAUUUACCUGACUGGGUGCCAUGGGAAGUGGAUUCAAAGCAGUUUGAAUUUACUUCUCUUCCAUGCAAAGAAUCCUAUGCGGCUAUGCUGAGCAAGUCACCAAUAUCUCGCAUCAUGAAUGCUAAAGCUCCAUGUUUAGUUAUGCUGGGAAAAUCUGAUUUGAGAGUUCCACCUUCACAAGGAAAGCAAUGGGCAAAGAAAUAUAGGGCUCUUGGUGGAACAUGUAAAGUCCUUGAAUAUGAAAACAACCAUCAUAUUUUAAAUGGAGUAGAAGCAGAAAGUGAUGGGUUUGUUAAUAUGGUCCUAUGGUUUGUGAAAUAUCAAAAUUCUCUUCAAAAGUGAAUUCAUGGUAAUCUGUGUCAUUGAGAUUUCUUCCAGUAAUCGAACGGUGAUAUUAAUAUAAUUUAUUUGCUGUAUUUUGUGCAAAUUGUAAAAACUAUGUGCCUAUAUUUCUCUUUUUUUGGAUUUUCGUGUCAGAAACAGCAGUGUUCUUAUUUGGGAGUCUUUGUAUACUUUGGUACCAUUCGCUUUUUGCUGCCUGUAAUAGUGAAUUCUAAAGGGGAAUUAUCAAUAUCGCUAUUCUACACAUUUUCUAAUCUAAUUCUAACAAUUUACGCGGAUUGAAAAUAAUGUGAAUGUAAGCAAGGCGCAAUGUAGAGUGGCCCUAAACCCAAACAUUUUUUUAUCAACAGAGACAUCUUUAUAUUUUUCAAAUGAAAUUCAUUUGGGUGACAAGACUACUGGUUUAUAAAAUGUGUUCAGUUUUGUUGGGAAUUAUAAGUGCAAGCCAUGUUUAUUAUUGUAUUGUGCA
Styela clava is the source of this 2882-nucleotide messenger RNA. Its product is annotated as acylamino-acid-releasing enzyme-like. The record is from RefSeq and is a predicted model, not a curated record. Gene Ontology annotation, biological process: proteolysis. Gene Ontology annotation, molecular function: serine-type endopeptidase activity. NCBI's taxonomy places the organism in Eukaryota, Metazoa, Chordata, Ascidiacea, Stolidobranchia, Styelidae.